AUGACGGAUGUGAUUCUUCAUGUCUAUGAUGUGACCAACAGUGGUUCUGUUAAGACGAAUAACACCAUUACGCAGAUCAACAAGAUCUUCAAGGACCGUAUAGGUUUGGGAGGAAUCUUCCAUAGCGCUGUUCAGGUUUAUGGAGAUGAAGAAUGGUCAUUUGGAUUUUGUGAAAAUGGCUCAGGAGUUUUUAGCUGUCCUCCUAGUAAAAACCCAAUGUAUACAUAUCGUGAAUGCAUUAUCCUUGGGAAAACAAAUUUCCCCGUCUUCAAGGUAAACCAGAUUCUGCGGGAACUUAGCAGAGAGUGGCCUGGAAACUCAUAUGAUCUACUAGCAAAAAACUGCAAUCACUUUUGUGAUGAGUUCUGUGAAAGGCUUGAUGUUCCAAAACUUCCAGCUUGGGUUAAUCGGUUUGCAAAUGCUGGUGAUGCUGCUAUGGAAGUUGCUGGAAACACUGCAUUACGAUUGAGACAAGCCAAGACAGAGAUAAUAUCUGCUAGCAAAGUGGCAUACCGGUUCCUUUCUGGUGUUGGCUCCAACACGUUAGUCAAUCCAGAGUCCCCGAGCAAUUCCAAUAGAGGCAGCCCCAGAUUCCAAGCCGGUUGGUUCAGAAACCUCAUUUCUUCUGUAGGCAACCAGCCAUCGGAUUCUGAACUUGAAGACCAGGCUGAAGGCACCCUUCAACAACGGAAGCAACCGAUAGAACAACUGUGACAGAAUUCACGGUGUGAUGUGUGAGAAGAUUGCUUCUGUGGCAUCAUUUGCUGCAAUGUACCAUGCAUAGACAAUGAUAUGUCAUUCAAUUCUAAACACUGUAAAAUUUGAUUUCUUUCCAACUGAAAUCGUGUUUGUUGAAACUGAGACAUUCAAAAAAGAUUAGAGAUACAUUAAGGUGGUCUUCCAUUAUACAAUGUUCAUGUUACAUUCUGAAAGCUUCUGGUUUCACACAAUAGGAUUGGUGAUUGGAAUCUGAGCGAUGGGAAGUGGUUCUAAAUACGGAAAUGAUGGACUGGAAUGCGUUUGCUGCUAUCCUGUACUUUAUCUGCCCUCGCUUCGGUAGAGGCCUUUUGCCAUGAAAACCUCCUCCACCAAAUGCUGCUGCAGGAACGAUGUUGACUUUGUGGCUCAUUGUGGCUCUGGUGCAGAAGGUGGACAAAUAACCUUGAGUCUUGCAAGUCUCAGAAUCUGAACAAUGUGUAUGUGACCAAGUUGCUUUGGUUUUAGAGAUUUAUAUAACCAGGGUUGUUCAUCAA
This is a messenger RNA of Telopea speciosissima, 1253 nucleotides long. Its product is annotated as deubiquitinase DESI2-like. Gene Ontology annotation, molecular function: deubiquitinase activity. Bases 1 to 714 code for a protein of 237 amino acids. The record is from RefSeq and is a predicted model, not a curated record. Gene Ontology annotation, biological process: protein deubiquitination. The transcript has 4 exons. Lineage: Eukaryota; Viridiplantae; Streptophyta; Magnoliopsida; Proteales; Proteaceae.